Rhinocladiella mackenziei CBS 650.93 is the source of this 861-nucleotide messenger RNA. RefSeq lists its product as uncharacterized. The coding region runs from base 1 to 861 and encodes 286 amino acids. The transcript has a single exon. Lineage: Eukaryota; Fungi; Ascomycota; Eurotiomycetes; Chaetothyriales; Herpotrichiellaceae. The record is from RefSeq and is a predicted model, not a curated record.
AUGCCCAAAUCUAGUCGCAAAGCCGACGACACGUCUUUGCUGAGCUCAUCGCCGCCUGGAAAACUUGGAUACACCGAUGACGAGAACAAUCCGGAUGUCCCAGGGCCGGGGCUUGCAUUCGGUGUCCAGGAGACGCCUGUGGGAAAGACGAUGAACGCACAAGGUCAUGAGUCUUCGCUGAUCACUCCGCCUGAUUCGGGCUCCGCUGCUUCAAAUUCAAAAUCUCCGUCUACAAGCGACCCACGAUCUACCACUGCGUCCUUCACAUUCUCAUUCGACUCACAACCUUCGACUCGGCUGGUUACCUCGGAAUGGGAGACUCGGGCCCAAAGUGCGAGUCCGGCUGCGACAUUGGCCAGACACGCCGCGCAGGGCAGGGAAAAGAAGAAAACACAAUUCCUCGAUCGGAUACGGCGGAGGAGAGAUGAUUCAAGAAGCGAAAUGUACGGAGACCAGGUAUUACGAAUGGACUUUGUGCGUGAGAGAAAGCAGUGGGAAGACGAAAUGAGGCAACGGGCACUGGUGGAGGCAGGUAUUGGGAGUGACGAGGGAGAAGAUGCCGAUAUGCCAGAACAGGAACAGACCGAAAUGUCCCCAACUGUGGAGCAUGAUGUGGAUGAGCUGAUGAGGCAUCUCGAGGAAGCACCAGGUAUAGUGCCAAGGGGUGACGAUGAUGAGUUCCUGGUCGAUGACGAUGACGAGUAUGAUCAUCUGUUUAGGGAGAUUAUAUUGCAGAGUCAGGGCCAGAGCGAAAUCCAAGAUCAGAAUCAGAAUCCGCAGGCAGCAGAGCAGACCAGAGCUGAGAACCAGCUACAGCAAGACGAUGCCGCGCCGUUCAACUCGAGUAUGGAUCUCUCUUGA